CGCUACGCCGACGAUGAUGGAAACUUGACUGUCCAAGAGAACCUAUGGUUUAAUGCAAGAUGCAGGCUCCCUGCUGAGAUGUCACAGGCUGAAAAAGUUCUUGUUGUGGAAAGAGUUAUCGAGGCUUUGGGAUUGCAACCAGUUCGCGAUUCCUUGGUUGGAACUGUUGAGCAGCGUGGCAUCUCUGGUGGCCAGCGUAAGCGAGUAAAUGUUGGGCUAGAGAUGGUCAUGGAACCCUCUGUGUUGAUUUUAGACGAGCCAACGUCUGGUUUGGACAGUGCUUCAUCUCUGCUAUUGCUUCGCGCCCUACGCCGGGAAGCUCUUGAAGGUGUCAACAUCUCUAUGGUGGUCCAUCAACCCAGUUACACAUUGUACAACAUGUUUGAUGAUUUGAUACUUCUCGCGAAAGGUGGUAUGACUGUCUACCACGGGCCCGUGAAGAAAGUGGAGGAGUACUUCCAAGGUCUGGGGAUUGUCGUCCCAGAUCGUGUCAAUCCACCGGACUACUACAUAGAUAUCUUGGAGGGAAUCGUGAAGCCAAAUACGAAUGCAGCAGUCAAUGUCAAAGAUCUCCCUCUGCGAUGGAUGCUGCACAACGAAUACGAAGUUCCAAGAGAUAUGUUGCAGAGUGCUUCUGACUCGGGUGGCCCUGAAGCCGAAUCCAAAAAAUCCGUUGUUAGUGAAUUGUGGGGUAAUCUCAGGGACAUACUUGGGCAGAAAAAGGAUGAGUAUGAUUACAAUAAAUCUUCUGAAGAUUUAUCUAACCGGAAAACUCCUGGCAUCCUUAGGCAGUACAAGUACUACCUGGGAAGAUGUGGCAAGCAAAGGCUUCGUGAAUCUAGAAUACAAGGAGUCGACUUUCUGAUUCUGGGCCUUGCUGGUAUCUGUUUAGGGACACUGGCUAAAGUGAGCGACGAGACAUUUGGAGCACUUGGCUACACAUACACUGUCAUCGCUGUCUCCCUUCUGUGCAUGAUUGGUGCCCUUCGGUCAUUCUCCCUGGAGAAGAUACACUACUGGAGGGAAAGAGCAUCAGGCAUGAGCUCUUUGGCAUACUUCAUGUCUAAAGACACGAUCGAUCACUUCAACACCAUUGUGAAACCUAUUGUAUACUUGUCCAUGUUCUACUUCUUCAACAAUCCGAGGUCGUCGAUCUGGGAGAACUAUGUGAUCCUCGUUGCGGUCGUCUACUGCGUGACGGGGAUCGGCUACACUUUCGCUAUCUUCUUUCAGCCCGGUUCGGCACAGCUGUGGUCCGCGUUGCUUCCGGUUGUCCUAACUCUGGUUUCAACCGAGCAGAAGGGCACCGUGUUUGCCAAAUUAUGCUACACAAAGUGGGCUCUCGAAGCAUUCGUGGUCGCAAACGUAGAGAGGUAUUCAGGGGUUUGGAUGAUCACACGAUGUGGUUCCCUAAUGCAAACCGGGUAUGACAUCGACAACAAGAUCUGGUGUAUAGUCGUCCUCGCGGUGAACGGGAUAGUAUUCCGGUGUAUAGCCUUCUUCUGCAUGGUCAUCUUCCAAAAGCACUGA
Messenger RNA from Lolium rigidum, 1530 nucleotides. Its product is annotated as ABC transporter G family member 28-like. The transcript has 8 exons. Gene Ontology annotation, molecular function: ATP binding; ABC-type transporter activity; ATP hydrolysis activity. NCBI's taxonomy places the organism in Eukaryota, Viridiplantae, Streptophyta, Magnoliopsida, Poales, Poaceae. The record is from RefSeq and is a predicted model, not a curated record. The annotation marks the transcript as partial.